Drosophila novamexicana is the source of this 2037-nucleotide messenger RNA. RefSeq lists its product as uncharacterized. The record is from RefSeq and is a predicted model, not a curated record. NCBI's taxonomy places the organism in Eukaryota, Metazoa, Arthropoda, Insecta, Diptera, Drosophilidae. Bases 47 to 2017 code for a protein of 656 amino acids. The transcript is spliced from 2 exons.
UAUCAAAACUAUAAAUCAACAAACUUUAACACUUCUAACAACGACAAUGUAUCGUUGCCUGGGUAGCAAUAAGGGAAAGGUUCUACUUGCCAUCUUUUUACUGCUAUGCAUCUUUAUAUUUGUCAACCGGCAUACAAAUGAUAUAGUGGAACAUUCAAGCAACGUUAAUAAAAAAGCACUGACCAAGCCGAAAUCGUUAAGGACACUCAAUGGACAGUUUACGGCACGCAAAGCAGCUUUUAAAGCAUCCUCAGACAUGGAUUUCAAUGUUUUUGAUCACAAAUGCAAAAUACCACGACCUAAUCCAUUUUCCGAAGACGUUAUGAGUAUUUUUGAGCCCCCCAAAUUUAAGGAAUGUGCAGAUCAGCCCGAUUUAUUCACCGUCCAAUAUGAUCUAAAGGAGAAACAAUAUAUCUUACAAUACAAUGAGUCUCUAUUAGUUGAGCUCGUUCCAAAUAUUUCCGACUAUGGCUGUGCUUGUCACGAGCUACAUCGAGCUCAAGAUGAUUCCCUUACAUGGAACAUAAUAUCCCCAUUUUCCUGCCAUGAUUGGACGGUGCCUCGUCGCGUUCAAGGUAUUGUAGUGGAAUGUUUUGAGUUGCGCAACAGAUCACGAGUCCUACAACGCGACGCAUUUUCCUUUGUCCAGUAUCCAGUCAAUUGCAACGACAAGAGCGACGAAGAGCGCAGUCUGACCUAUCCUAGUGUUAUAAUGCUGGGCAUUGAUUCCAUGUCGCAGAUGAACUUCCAGAGGACAAUGCCGCUCACAGCACACUUUGUGCGUCAACCGGGCUGGUAUGAGAUGCUUGGCCAUAACACUAUAAGUGAUGGUCCCUUCACCAAUAUGAUAACUCUAUUGACGGGCAGCUUGCCGCAAGAGUGGAAAAAUUAUUGCGAUAUAAAGAAGCCGGGCUGUCUAGACGCACUCACUUACCUCUGGAAUCAUUAUCAUAAUGCUGGCUAUCAGACAGCCUAUGCCGAGGACACUCCCACCUUUGUUCUUACACGACAGCCGGUGGAUUAUUAUCUUAAUCCUAUAAUGAAAGCCUUCGAGAAGAUCAUGGCAAAGGUCAAACGCUUUCAAUACGACUACUGUUUGGGCCGCAAACCGAAUUUCCGGUACGUUUUUGACUAUUGUCUUCAGCUGGUUCAGCGUUUUGUACACGAGACGCCAAAGCCCUUCUUUGGAAUCUUCUGGACGAAAAGUUUUAGUUAUGACGAUUUUAGUGGAGCGGCAAAUGUGGAUAAGGAUUUUGUGAGCUACCUUGAGCAGUUCAAGGAGCAUGGCUUAUUCGAGAGAGCAGUUGUCAUUCUGUUCAGCCUGCAUGGACAACACAAGGGACCGCUGAUGGAUCUGUCAUCUAGCUUUUUGGAAGAGCGAUUGCCUAUGCUGCACAUUUAUUUACCACCCUGGUAUCGAAAGCAGUAUCCAACAGUCGGGCAUGCACUUGACGUGAAUCGUCGUCGGUUGAGCUCCACCGUAGACUUGCACUUAACCAUUAAAGCGCUGCUUCUGCAGGUACGCCCGUCAUUGCGCUUUGAGAAAACCUGCCAGGACUGUAAGUCGUUACUUGAAGUCAUUCCAGAUAAACGCUCUUGUAAGGAUGCCUGGGUACAGGAUCACUGGUGUAGCUGUGAGCCGUAUACCCAAGAGCCAAUUACCGAAUCAAUUGAGAUAUUGGCAAAGACAAUUGUUUACCGCAUAAAUCAAUUUAUAUUUAGUACUAAUUACACCAUGCAGUGCUAUCAUUUGGAGUUAAAAAGUGUGCUGAGAGCCGAAAGCAAGAUAAACUUUGAUUUUAAUGGACUUCAAGUGCCGCCACCCGAUGAAAUGGAAAGGUAUCGGAUUCAGUUCACUACUCGACCAAGAGGCAAAUUUCGUGGAAUAGUAUUAAGUAACGUGCAAGCUAAUGUCGUGGAAAUGCCAGAGGCACACAUAAGCCGCUUAGAACCCCAUGGCAGUUGUGUACAAGAACCCUUAGCCGCAAAAUAUUGCGUUUGCCGACCUUCUAAAUAAUGUUCAUCAAUAAAGUCAAU